Messenger RNA from Styela clava, 1468 nucleotides. Its product is annotated as ADP/ATP translocase 3-like. Gene Ontology annotation, molecular function: ATP:ADP antiporter activity. Gene Ontology annotation, cellular component: mitochondrial inner membrane. NCBI's taxonomy places the organism in Eukaryota, Metazoa, Chordata, Ascidiacea, Stolidobranchia, Styelidae. Gene Ontology annotation, biological process: negative regulation of mitochondrial outer membrane permeabilization involved in apoptotic signaling pathway; mitochondrial ADP transmembrane transport; mitochondrial ATP transmembrane transport. The record is from RefSeq and is a predicted model, not a curated record.
UUUCCCAUUUUGUGAUUUUAGCUUAAGUUAGGGUGUUAGUAAUGCGUAUAAAUUGUAAAAUAUUAACUUUUAGUUAGGAAAUCGAAAUCGCUGCAGCAAAUUUCAUUUACCGGAAAAGACGUCAUAGGUCUUUAAGUUCGCGAUCCACGUCCUUUACGAGUCCUUUCAACAGUCGGCGAGCGGAACAUUCGGAGAUAGGUCGUUUCAAAGUGGUUUGGCUGGAAUAAAUUGGAAGAAACCGUCGCAAAUUUCAAAUUCAAGUUUCAUUUCUAUAUUUUCUUCAACUUUGCACUAGGAAAAUGCCUUUCAACCCAACAGAUUUUGCCAAAGAUUUGGCUAUCGGUGGAACCGCCGCUGCCAUUUCAAAAACAAUCGUCGCUCCAAUUGAGAGAGUAAAGCUUUUGCUUCAGGUCCAACAUGCAUCAACUCAAAUCACAGCUGAAAACCAGUACAAAGGUAUCGUUGAUGCUUUUGUCAGAAUUCCCAAAGAACAAGGAUUCAUUUCAUUCUGGAGAGGAAAUAUGGCCAAUGUCAUCAGAUAUUUCCCCACACAGGCCUUGAAUUUCGCUUUCAAAGAUACCUACAAGAAAGUCUUCUUGUCCGGUGUUGACAAGCGCACACAGUUCUGGCGUUAUUUCCUCGGAAACCUUGCCUCUGGUGGAGCCGCUGGUGCAACCGGUCUGUGCUUUGUCUACCCCCUCGAUUUUGCUCGAACCCGUCUUGCUGCUGACGUAGGAAGCGGUCAGGCUCGUCAGUUCACUGGUCUCGGCAACUGCAUCGCAACUAUUGCAAAGAAGGAUGGUGUUCGUGGUCUAUACCAGGGAUUCUUUGUCUCUAUUCAGGGCAUCAUUGUAUACAGAGCCUCAUACUUCGGAACCUACGAUACCGUCAAAGGAAUGUUGCCAGAUCCCAAGAACACUCCAAUUAUUGUCAGUUGGAUGAUUGCUCAGACUGUCACAACUGGUGCUGGUAUCAUCUCAUAUCCAUUCGACACCGUCAGACGUCGUAUGAUGAUGCAGUCCGGUAGAUCCAAGGCCGACAUCAUGUACAAGGGAACCUUCGAUUGUUGGAGCAAAAUCUACAAGAAUGAGGGAGGCGGAGCUUUCUUCAAGGGAGCCUUUUCCAAUGUUAUUCGUGGCACAGGGGGCGCUCUUGUGCUCGUACUUUACGAUGAGCUCAAGAAGUUGUUUUUCGGCACCUCUGUCCACGGUUAGAAACUUUGAACUUUCGCUCGGCCAAUAAAAUGUUUCAAAUUAUGAUUCAAUUCCGUUUUUUCUAUUUAUUCGUAAGAACAGUUCUUUUGUCGUCGAUCUUUCGUUCGAGAGUUGCCCCGCGGUUCCGGCCGCGGCGUCCUGUCCUAUCUGUUCCAUGAUUUUACCCCCACCUUUGAAAAUCUAGAAAAUUGUACCUUUUUGGAAUGCUUUUCUUCCUAUGUUUAGAGUUCAAUAAAACUAAAAUAAUUUGUCAA